This is a messenger RNA of Trematomus bernacchii (emerald rockcod), 2328 nucleotides long. It is a transcript of the gene hey2, whose product is annotated as hes-related family bHLH transcription factor with YRPW motif 2. Gene Ontology annotation, biological process: regulation of neurogenesis; regulation of transcription by RNA polymerase II; Notch signaling pathway. Bases 646 to 1431 code for a protein of 261 amino acids. Gene Ontology annotation, cellular component: nucleus. NCBI's taxonomy places the organism in Eukaryota, Metazoa, Chordata, Actinopteri, Perciformes, Nototheniidae. The record is from RefSeq and is a predicted model, not a curated record. Gene Ontology annotation, molecular function: RNA polymerase II cis-regulatory region sequence-specific DNA binding; DNA-binding transcription factor activity, RNA polymerase II-specific; protein dimerization activity. The transcript is spliced from 5 exons.
CUCACCGGUCAUCAGUCCGAUCUGCAGCCGACACACAGGCCACCUGUCUCGGAUUAUCCACCGGACAAACACCGCUGGAAAACUGCUCCUGGAUGCUCCGGAGAAAAAACAUUUUUACACUGAAUUUUUGAGACUUUUAGAGACUUUUAGAGACUUUAGAGACUAAAAAACACAAACACGGAGAUCUGCACCGUCUUCACCACUUUUUUCGUUCGGGAAAUGUUUUUUUGUAUGUCGUUUUUGAACUUUUUUUCGGGGGAGGAAUCAUUAAUUUCAUAAUUCUGCAGGAGAUAAGACGUUUAUUCUUGGAACGAAACUAACCUGACACUUCUUCAUCAAACCGAAACACUUCAAACUCUUAUAAUAUUCAUUUAAAACCACAACUAAUCAGUAUUCCUCUACAGUCUCUUUAGGUGAAUAUUAAUUGAUAUGUUAUAGUAAUUUCCUCCUGUGAUUCAUUAUUAUAUCCUCUAAAACUAAUUGUUAUAAUAAUAAUAAUAUAUUUCAUUGUUAUAGCGCUUUUCCUAGAGCUCAAAGACGCUUAUAAGAACAGAGAAAGGGGUUUGAAACGUUUUCUUUGAACAAAAAAAACCCUCCACACUUCUACCGGGAGACACGCAGACUUCUCCCCGCCCUACAUGCACCAUGAAGCGGCCUUGUGAGGACAGCAGCUCCGCAGAGAGCGACCUGGAGGAGAACAUCGAUGUGGGAAGAGAGUGCCUUUAUCCAGGGCACAUGAUGAGAUCCCCGACCGCCAACACUCAAGUGACGGCGAGGAAAAAACGCAGAGGGAUAAUCGAGAAGAGGCGCAGAGACAGAAUCAACAGCAGUCUGUCGGAGUUACGCCGACUCGUUCCCUCUGCCUUCGACAAGCAGGGUUCAGGUAAACUGGAGAAGGCAGAGAUCCUGCAGAUGACUGUGGAUCAUCUGAAGCUGCAGGCCACCGCAGGGAAAGGUUAUUUUGACGCCCAUGCUCUGGCGCUGGACUUCCUGUCUCUGGGUUUCCGGGAGUGUGUGACGGAGGUUUCUCGUUUCCUGAGCUCCGUGGAGGGUCUGGACCCCGAAAACCCCCUAAAAUCCCGCCUCCUCUCCCACCUUUCCUCCCAUUUACACCCCCAAAACCACCAUCACCACCUCCAGUACCACCAGCAGCCUCUCCCUUUAUCUCCCCCCUUCUUCCCCCAUCAUUUGGCUGCGUUUCGACCUCCAUAUGGACUCAACAUGGGAGACGGAGGUCAUGUUUUGGAUGUUUUUCAACGCAAUGUCGCCUCUUCAUCACCUUCUUCUUCCUCCUCUUCCCUCCUCUCACUCUCUACUUCAUUUCCUAUUGGUUUCCCCAUCCUCCCUCCUUCCUCUUCCUCUUCUUCGAUUCCUCUCCUCAGCGGCACUAAACCCUACCGACCGUGGGGAACUGAAGUCGGAGCUUUCUGAUUUUAAAACAGCCUAAAAUAACUUUAAAACACAAUUUAAAUAUGCCUGCUACUUCCUGUCCAAUGUGCAUUUCAGAGAAGUUAAGAUGAAAUUCUUCUCCUCCAACAAUGCAACAUAUAUAAUAAAAUAUAAAAAUAUAAAAUUGUGCAGGCAGUCUAUAUACAUGUAAAUAGAAUAUGAUAUGUACAAGAACAGAAUAGUUAUUAAUUAUUAUAGUAAUUAACCGCCACACUGCAGCGAUGGGUGCAGCUUUUCUAUCAUGUGUCCCUCCCAAUUAGCCGAUUUGGGUUUACAAAUGUUCCUUUAUCCAUUGGCUGUUUAUAAAACGAGAGGGCUUUCACCAUUGGCUGUGUCAGAUGUCAAUCAAUAAACAAUCAUGAUGGGUGUAGUGGGAGAAAGGACAUUCAGAAUUUUGAGAAAAAAAGUCAGUUAAUUAGGAAAAAGUCUGAAUUUUUUUUGAAAACGUCAGAUAUUUAAAUAAAAAAAGUCAGAAUUUUGAGUAAGCAAGUUUGAAUUUUGAGGCAAAAACAUCAGAAUUUUGAGAAAAAAAGACAGCAUUUUUAGAAAAUCGUCAGAUAUUGAAAUAAAAAAGUCAGAAUUUUAAAGUUUAAGAGUAAGAAAGUUUGAGGAAAAAAAGCGGCUGAAAUACAGAACAUUUAGCACACAGUGCAGCUCAAUAAAGCUUCAUAUUUAGGCCCAAAUUCCUAUAUAUGAGUUGAGUUAAUUAAAGGAAUAUCUUGGCCGAUUUGGACCAUUUUGUAAUGGUCUUGGGGGUUAUUGAGGAUGCUGAGGGGUAAAAGAAAAGGCAGUUUUAAGCAGAAAGUGGCUGCUUUUGACUCACCACUUUCACACCAAGUACUUUGCCGUACUUAGUUCCCGAACUCUUUCGUCCUGGAA